UUUAUUUAGCUCAACCUUGGUUUGCGUGAAGUUAAUGCGCCAUUCGCUGCUCAUUGUGGAGGGGUGUGAGGAGACAGGCCUGUGCCUUGGGCCUGUGAAUUUUCGUGGGAUUUGAAUUUUGAUGUGGUUUAACCUGUCAUUCUAAAUUAUAACGCUGUGAAGGUGCUGCUCCAUUACCAGCCGACCACUAUCUGCCGAGGGCUGUCCCUCGGCCAUGUCGCCCCGUGGCUGUCAUCAGUCACACCUGCUGGUGGCCGUCACAGCCCUCAUAUGGUUCGGGACAACACUGCCUGCUGCUGCUGACAUCUACGUCAUCGAUGAUGAUCGCAAUGCCACAGUGCUGUCAAUGGAUGAUGCACCAUCCGCCUUUGGCCCUGUGGUCAAUGUAAAUGGACUAGAGGGUCCCCUGGUGAUCAGUGACCCGCCCAACGCCUGCGGCGCUCGCCUGAACGUCAGCGCGCCGACUACAGAUCGGAUCUGGGUGCUGCUGAUCGAGCGUGGCGAUUGUCAGUUCCAGAGCAAAGUGCUGAACGCGCAGAACGCCGGCUUCGGCGCGGCCAUCGUCUAUAAUGUCGGCUCGAAUGCCAUCACACCGAUGCACGGCAAUGGGGCACAAGAGGUACGCAUUCCGUCAUUUUUCGUCGGUAUGACGGAUGGACUUCGAUUGACUCGGUACACCAACGCGUCACGGUAUCACCUUCGCAUCACCAACAGUUACCCGUUCGACUUUGCCGACUACCUGAUCCCGUUCGCUGUGGUGAUCGCCGUCUGUUUCGUGGUGCUCGUCGGUAUAAUGCUGUACCGGUGCUGGGCGGACCACCGCCGGCUGACCCGUCACCGGCUGCCCAAGCGCGUUCUGGACGCCCUGCCCGUGGUCAAGUUCGACAAGGCGGUGCACACAUACGACACGUGCGCCAUCUGCCUGGAUGACUAUGAGGACGGCGAGCAGCUGCGCAUCCUGCCCUGUAACCACGCGUACCACACCAAGUGCGUGGACCCGUGGCUCACGCGCUCGCGGCGCGUCUGUCCCGUGUGUAAGCAGCGCGUGCGGCUGGCCGGUGACCCGGAGGCGGGCGCCGGCUCCGACUCCGACACGGCCAACACAGACACGGAGCGCGAGCCACUGAUCGCGCGACGACAGAGGCGAUACGGAUCGACGGCACCGGGUCGGGAGCGGUCGUCGUCCGGAGCCAGUGGAUCUCGCCAGGACUCUGACGGCGUGCAGCCACCGCGCCGUCCCCACCGGUCGUCUCGCCGCCUGCGGAGACACCAGCGCGCGCUGGCUGCCGCCCGGCCCGCCUCGGCUCCGGCCCCGUCCGCCCAGCCUUCUGACACCCUGGACACACUGCAGGAGGAGGAGCCUACGUUCAUUGUACCGGCCGCUGAGGGCCCGUCGGCUGCCGGGCCGUCCAGUGUCGAGCCGCCCAGCCUGCCACGGCGCCAGGGACCGGCGGCCCGUGGCUACCGUCCUCUCGACGACCAGGACUCAGACGACGAACCGGUCCCCGCCUCUGGCACCGAGGUGGCGGCGGCCGGCCGUCCGGCGGAGCAGCCCGCUCCCAUCGAGCCGCGCGUGGUGGUGGUGACACCAGAGAGCGGCGGACGGCCGCGCGCGCCCUCCGCCGACUCCGCCGGCCGGCAGCCGCGCGUGGUGACCGUCGACGCCGACGAGGAUACCGACGGUUCCGACGGAGGGGCUGCCGGGGAGCGUGUGUGAGACGUGCAGGCGAGAAGUGCCGGCCGUGGCACUGAGAGAGGAUACGGGCAUAGCGGCGACGUGCCCGCUAGUGACGGGGAUGAAGGAGGCGGCCGCUGUCUGCGACUGGACCCAGUUGGACACUGCUAAGGGUGAAGAUGGCACUGUGGAAUGCUGCUGAGGUCACUCCUUCUUAGGUGACUGCCUGAGGCAGGUAGCCUGCACUGUAACCGCCACAGAGGCUGAUGUGUUGACUGUGGGCCGCCAUGUAGAUUUCCAUCCGUCGUGACAGCGGAGAGUGCCAUUACCCCGACUCCUUACGCCCCUCAGCCAAGGCGAACGCCGAACGCUGAUUAGGUGCCUGACCCUAGCCACGAGCAGGUGAACCACAGUGCGACGAGCAAGUGUGCCCAUUGAGCGGGCUGCGACCGCCGAGAGAUUGUAUGACAGGCACUCUGGUUAGCCUUCCGAGCACCGCCUGGGUAUAAUAUGCUGUCCUGUUUUACGUGUUGUGAGCACUGAACUGCAGUGUGUAUGUUUGUUUAAAUGUAACUCUCAUUUUGGUACCCACGUAUGGUCCAAGGCUAGGCUUAUUUGCCUUUAACGGAGCGUUUUUAUCAUUAGAGUCAUCAUAUUCGUACCGAUUUAAGGUUGCAAUCCUUGUCAGUAUGUUUUAUCUUGUAUUACUAUAGCUGGGACGACGCAUUACGACCGCGGUGUGACGCUGGCGGUCGGCUGCGUCACGAAUAGCUCAGUCACUACCAUUGUUACGAUCGGCUCGUGACGAUUCCGUGACGGUCAGCUGCGUCCCGUGUUGCCGUGAGCGGUCACGCAGCGUCUGUGUCGUAGCGCGAGUGGUGUGUGCGUCCCUGGUCAGAGUGGUAACGGGUAGAGUCGGUGGCUGUGUGGUCCUGUAUGUCAGAUAACAGACUGUCAGCCUGUCACUGCGGGCUGUCACCCUGUCACUGCGGUCUGUCAGCCUGUCACUGCGGUCUGUCACCCGGUCACUGCGGACUGUCACCCUGUCCAACUCCCGGGUCAGUCUCCGCUCGCGGGCUAUGGCAGCUGGCGACGGUAGAUAGCCGGCCGGUCUGUACCACUAACAGCAGAAGCGGAGCGCCGCGCCGCCGGCGCUGCAGCUCCGCCGUGACGCGGCUCGAACAGCUGUGUAAGUGUCAGCGAGUCUGAGUCAGCACAGUGACGUAUCGCUCCGUCUGUCUGACGACGGAGAGGGCUAUCGGUGGAAUGCAGCGGGCCGACUGUGUAAAUGGGUUUUUCACACCGUUUUAGUGAGUGUAUGAUGUGCGGACGACUGUUUGGGACAUUAGAAACUUCUUAAAGUGUUGCCUAACCGUUUGUCUGCUGCCAUCCCGACGGGGUAUGAACUAGUGACAUAGCUUUAGAGCAUAUGUAUGUGCAUACAUUGUAUCCAUGCAAAUGAUUAACCGAAUAAAGUCUCGAUCAUCCGUCA
Molecule: messenger RNA, 3167 nt
Organism: Amphibalanus amphitrite
Lineage: Eukaryota; Metazoa; Arthropoda; Thecostraca; Balanomorpha; Balanidae
Product: E3 ubiquitin-protein ligase RNF13-like
Exons: 11
Coding region: 215-1717 (500 amino acids)
Cellular component (GO): cytoplasm; nucleoplasm
Molecular function (GO): zinc ion binding
Source: RefSeq, a predicted model, not a curated record